This is a messenger RNA of Mytilus californianus (California mussel), 1171 nucleotides long. Its product is annotated as G protein-coupled receptor 137Ba-like. The transcript has 6 exons. The annotation marks the transcript as partial. Gene Ontology annotation, biological process: positive regulation of TORC1 signaling. NCBI's taxonomy places the organism in Eukaryota, Metazoa, Mollusca, Bivalvia, Mytilida, Mytilidae. The record is from RefSeq and is a predicted model, not a curated record. Gene Ontology annotation, cellular component: lysosomal membrane.
UGAAGGUCAGGAGGAAACUAUAAAUGGACUUUGUUUUCAAAAUGAACAUUUGUUGUUAUUUUCAUGAAAACAAGUAAUGACAACACAUGGUGAUGAAAUCUUUGUGUUCCCAGAUGCUUUGCACAGACGUUUAGAACGUGAUCUUCUUCUUUUUCAAGAAUCUUACAGAAAAACAACCACAACAAAUUUUGGAUUUCAUAGCUUUCCAACUCUUGCCCCUGCACUUCCUCCAGGGGCAGAGCUCUGGCUCACAAUAUGUUACAUUUCUCUAUAUGGUAUAUUAUUCCUUAUAAUAUACCUUCAGUUAUGGAUGAUAUGGUACUACAGACAUAAACGUCUGAGUCAUCAGACAGUGUUUUUGUUUCUUUGUUUGCUUUGGACUGGAUUGAGGACCACUUUAUUUUCUUUUUAUUUUAAAGACUGUUUGUUGGCAAAUAAAUUACCUAUUGGACUAUCAUGGUUGCUGUACAGCUUUCCUGUUUGUCUGCAGUAUGUGACAUUAUGUCUUCUAGUUUUGUUUUUUGCACAGGUUGUUUUUAAAGCAAGAGCAAGAUAUGAACCAAGCAGAUACAAAAAACCAUUAAGGAUUGGAGUAUGUCUGUCUGUUGUUAUAUUUCUAGCGACAAACAUUUCCUCUGCAAUACUUGUGAAAAACCAGGCACAAACAAAACAUUCCGUGUCCAUUGAGUACCUGAUAAUACGAGUAUCUAUAAAUGACACCCUAUUCCUGAUAGCUGCUAUAUUGUUGUCUUUCUGUAUUUACAAGAUGAGCAAAAUGUCUGCUUCGAGUGUUGUUUUAGAAGCCAAGGGAACAACUUUAUGCCAAGCUCUUGCUACUAGCAUAAUUACAAUUUUAUUGUUCACAUCACGUGUUGUGUACAACUUUCUUGUGAUUUGUCCACACGUUCAAGAUAAACUACCCUCUUUUGGAUAUGGUUGGGUUAAUGUUUCAGAUCAGGCAGAUAUUCAUGAAUUAGAUAAAGGAUAUGCCUAUGUUUCUUUUGGAAUAGUUUUAUUUGUGUGGGAAUUUCUGCCAACAUUUAUUAUUGUGAUAUUCUUUAGAGUAAGAAAACCUCCGACAUCUACUAUUCAAUCUAUAAGCGAUGCUUCCACAUUUAGCCAAGGUAGUAGGGCUUAUUUCUUUGACAACCCAAGGCGAUAUGACAGUGAU